Carcharodon carcharias (great white shark) is the source of this 331-nucleotide messenger RNA. Its product is annotated as 60S ribosomal protein L37-like. Gene Ontology annotation, molecular function: structural constituent of ribosome; RNA binding. Bases 3 to 296 code for a protein of 97 amino acids. Gene Ontology annotation, biological process: translation. The record is from RefSeq and is a predicted model, not a curated record. NCBI's taxonomy places the organism in Eukaryota, Metazoa, Chordata, Chondrichthyes, Lamniformes, Lamnidae. The transcript has a single exon. Gene Ontology annotation, cellular component: cytosolic large ribosomal subunit; ribosome.
AAAUGACGAAGGGAACAUCGUCAUUUGGUAAGAGGCGGAACAAGACCCACACUCUUUGCCGACGAUGUGGGGCUAAAGCAUUUCAUCUGCAGAAAUCGACCUGCAGCAAAUGUGCCUACCCUGCCAAGAGAAAGAGGAAGUAUAACUGGAAUGCCAAGGCCAAAAGGAGAAACACAACUGGUACAGGCCGCAUGAGGCACCUGAAGGUGGUGGAUCGCCGAUUCAGGAAUGGAUUCCGUGAAGGGACCACCCCGAAGCCCAGACGUUCCACAGUGGCUUCCUCCAGCACUGCAUAAACUACCAGUGUAUCUACACAACAAAUAAAGCUAUG